This is a messenger RNA of Puccinia graminis f. sp. tritici CRL 75-36-700-3, 1487 nucleotides long. RefSeq lists its product as uncharacterized. NCBI's taxonomy places the organism in Eukaryota, Fungi, Basidiomycota, Pucciniomycetes, Pucciniales, Pucciniaceae. The coding region runs from base 1 to 1353 and encodes 450 amino acids. Gene Ontology annotation, cellular component: nucleus; 90S preribosome. The transcript has 5 exons. The record is from RefSeq and is a predicted model, not a curated record. Gene Ontology annotation, biological process: maturation of SSU-rRNA.
AUGGACUCAACACAGGAACGACCAUCCAAGCGCAAGAAAACAAACACCAAAGAGAUCUUCUCGUCCCCCUUGGAUCAACAACUGACUCUUGCCCUUAGAAAUGUUUCGCGGGCUACAAAGAAAGCAAAGGCAUUCGAAAUCCAACAUUUGGUUAGAAAACUUCGACUAGUCAAGGAAGGUAAACCGAUUCAAAAGAAAGAGGCUAGUGCGAUAGAUCCCGCAAAAUUGGAAGCCGAUCUGAGUAGCUUCAAAUCGAUUAAUGUGGAAAAUUUGUCAAAGAAAAUUCUGUAUACUCGGCUCAAACGGCAAUCACCUGAGGCAGUUACUCACUCGAUUUUUGAAGAGCUGCAAGACUCAGAUCGACCGAUCCAAUUGGACCGGAUCGAGAACAAAAUCAGCAGCCAGAAAACUUUGGCCGAUCUGAUCAAGCAAACCGUCUCCAAAUUACUUCUCCAUCUCCGGCCUGAUUCUAUCGAGCAAAUCGACCCGAAAACUAAGAAGUCUUCUUCAACCACCUCCCAGAAAUCACCAGCCAACGGUCGAGCUUCGGCCAAACAACCUCGCGCUCGAAACGGAUCAUCUGAGCAGGCUGACUCUGAGGAUCAUGAUGAAGAGCUCUUAGGUGACGAACUUGAUGAAGCAGUGGCACGUGAAUUAGCUGGUUUAGAGGCUGGAUCAACAGGAGAAAGCAGCACUGACGCGGAGCAAAGCCGAAGAAACCACUCAGAUGAUGAUGACGAGCCCAGCGACUCCCAGUCGGACCGGUCAGACGAGAGCCAAAGUCUAUCCGGCUAUUCAUCAGAAUCAUCGACACUACAACCAGCCCCAACUAAAAAAGCCAAGUUGACCAAGCCUUCUACGGCCACCAAACUCGCCACCCGGGCUUCCUCUUCUACUUUCUUGCCCGCCUUGAACGUUGGUUACACGCUCGGUGACUCGGAUGCUUCUGAUCUGGAGAUCGACGACCUGGCCGUAGACAAAAUGGAACGUGAACGGGGACGCAAGAAUCGGAGAGGCCAACAGGCUCGCAGAGCUAUUUGGGAGAAAAAGUAUGGGAAAUCCGCCAAACAUUUGGUCAAACUGAAGCAGAAAAGAUCAGAUCAUCCUGGGAUUGAGAAGCAUGAAUCAAGAGACCCACACAGGAGAUCAGAGACUUCUACUGAUCGGUUCAAGAAAGCUGAGAAUGGCACGAUCAGUUUGACUGGCUCGAACUCAGAACCUAUCGCAUCCACUACCAAAAAAUCUGCUGCUGCUGCUGAGACUAAGAUGCAUCCGUCGUGGAUCGCUAAACAAAAUCAAAUUAAAAGUCUCAGUGAGGUUAAACCUGCUGGUAAAAAAAUCGUCUUCGAUUGAUUUGUUUGCAACUACAUACAUAAUAUAUACCCCAAUUUGUUGUCGUAGAUUUCCUUCCCUCUGGAUUCACUUUACAUCAUGUAAUAUCUAAUGUUAAACGUCUUCAGUUCUUCAAUACAAGACUUUGAUCUAUA